UCCGAUUUGUUUUCAGCUUUUUGCACAAAGAUCCAAGAUCGCUCAAAUUGCUUGGUGCAUGUUCUUUUGGCUGGCUGACGGCAGAUGGGAGGCACGAAAUCGCACAGUGGAUAAGUUUAAAAAAAAAAAAAAAAAGACUUCCUGGAUGACAUCCAAGGCCCUUAACGCCACACCUUAAUUCAGUGUGCAUUUUGCGCCUAGGCCUCUCUUCUUCUUAGUAAUAGUAAAGAAGAGUGGAAGUAAACACAGUAAUAAAGGACUCAAAUGCAAAAAAGGAAGACUUCUUUUUCAUUUCUGCAAAGCCCCGUUGUUUUUCGCAACGUUAAGCGUUCCAAGCCAGCAGAGUAACACACUAAUAUCUUGUCUUCAAAAAAAAAUUCCGUGGAUACUAAUUGGUCAAAUUCGAAGUCUCCUCCUCCCUCCUUCCGCUACCAUUAAUGGGAUUGUUUCAGAAAUUGUACCCUACCUUCCUGAACUGCUAGAUAUAUUACGAAUCCUGGAAUAGAGACUAGUAAAGUACCUUGAAGUCAACACCAAUUAGAAUUAAACUUUAAUCCCCGGGGCUGCAGGCUGCUCAGUGAUUAAAGGUGCUUACUGCUCUUACAGAGAAUUCCAGUUGAGCUUCCAGCAACUAUACCGUAGGAGAUCCGCACCUCUGAUCUUAGUGGGCACAUGCACUCAAGUACACGAACACACUCAAAUAUAAAAAUAAUAUAAAAUAAUUGAGGGAGGGAAGCGCCCCCAAACGGAAAGAGGAGAGUCGGAACUUGCUGUAGUAAGUUUCCACCCGGACACAUUUUUCUGAUCUCAGGAAGUGGGGAUGUGUGAUUCCAGUGGCCGGAAGUUCUCUUUCUGGUUGAAUUUGUUGUUCAGAUCUUCCGCCGCGUGAUCGUGACAAAUUGGGCUUUCUGUCCUUAAUCCGCAUGACCUGACUACUCUACGCUUCAGCCUAACACUUUAAAUAUUUCCCAAUUGGAAAACAACGUGGUACAGCUGUUACGGAGUUCUAAAAGCACCUUUGCUUCAAAUUGAGCUAUCCCACUCAGCUGCAAACUAUAUUAAUCAGCACUGCAUCUUCUGGAACAAGACUGAAUAGAGACCAGUAUGCUUCACUUCAUCCAGAAAUUUUCUGGAGCCUCUUCAAAGCUGCUGAAGUACCCUUUUACAGUGAGACUCAGAGCCAGCAGAAUAGAUGUACUUUCUCCCAAGACAUCGUUUCAGCAGAACCUUUCCCCUUUGUCGCCAAGGACUUGGCUUUCGACAUCAUUUCAAGUGUGUAUGAACAACAUACAAUGCUAUCAUACAUCACCAUGCAACUUUAAAAGACAGCAGAAGGAAGCAGUUGUUCCCUCCAGGACACCAAGCAGCAUCACUUACCUACCUGAUAGCCCAAAGCCAGCAUUAUACAUAAGUCUGGUGGGGUUAGUCCCCUUUAUUGCUCCACCACUCACCAUGGUCAUAACAAAGUCUUAUAUCCCCAUAUUAGCGUUUACUCAGGUGGCUUAUGGAGCUGGUUUCCUAGCUUUCUUGGGAGGGGUUAGAUGGGGCUUUGCCCUGCCAGAAAGCAGUCCAGCCAAACCAGACUACAUUAACUUAGCUAGUAGUAUGAGUCCUCUUCUGUUUUCGUGGGUAGCUGUCCUCUUUUCUGAAAGACUCAGUGAAGCCACUGUCACAGUAAUAAUGGGUUUAGGUAUAGCAUUACACAAUGAACUUUUCCUUUUGCCACAUUAUCCCAACUGGUUCAAAGCCUUGAGGAUAGUAAGUACUUUAGUGGCUUUUUUCUCAUUUGUAGUCACUUUAAUACUUAAAGGUAUUUAUCCAGAAAAAGGGCCUAAAAGUUUUGGUGAAGUAGAAAAAUAAAACCACUUUGCUGUGGAAUACUCCUUCUGUUCUGUGCACUGUGAAGACAUGUUGCUCUCCUUGUUAAUAAAGAGCUGAUUGGCUGAUGGCUAGG
Molecule: messenger RNA, 1954 nt
Organism: Microtus ochrogaster (prairie vole)
Lineage: Eukaryota; Metazoa; Chordata; Mammalia; Rodentia; Cricetidae
Gene: Tmem69
Product: transmembrane protein 69
Source: RefSeq, a predicted model, not a curated record